Molecule: messenger RNA, 1566 nt
Organism: Cynara cardunculus var. scolymus (artichoke)
Lineage: Eukaryota; Viridiplantae; Streptophyta; Magnoliopsida; Asterales; Asteraceae
Product: cytochrome P450 94A1-like
Exons: 1
Coding region: 4-1566 (520 amino acids)
Molecular function (GO): oxidoreductase activity, acting on paired donors, with incorporation or reduction of molecular oxygen; monooxygenase activity; iron ion binding
Source: RefSeq, a predicted model, not a curated record
AACAUGGAGAUAUUAAUGUCUCUGAUCUUAAUCUUCCCGCUCUUUCUCUUCAUUCACUAUUUCUUCUUCCUCCACUCAACGAAAUCCAAAUCCAAAUCCAAAUUCGAAUCCGAACCCGGAUUCAAAAAUUACCCAUUCCUCGGAACCAUACCCGAAUUUCUCCAAAAUCGCCACCGUUUUCUUGAUUGGAGCACCGAAGUCCUCUCCCGCUGUCCAACCAACACCGCCAUCUUAAUCCGACCCGGAAAAAUCAAGGGUUUCGUCACCGCCAACCCUGCAAACGUCGAACACAUGCUUAAAACCAACUUUGAUAACUACCCUAAAGGAACCAGAUUCAUUUCGUUCCUUGAUGACUUCCUUGGACGUGGCAUCUUCAACUCUGAAGGCGAAGCCUGGAGGGCACAGCGUAAAAUUGCAAGUUACGAGUUCAACACCAGGUCCCUCAGGAAUUUCGUCAUGGAAACCGCCGCCGUCGAGUUGCGUACCCGAUUCAUACCCAUUCUUCAAAGAGCUGUAGCUUUGGAUCUGGUUCUUGAUCUUCAAGAGCUACUGGAGAGGUUCACUUUUGAUAAUAUAUGUAAGGUGGCAUUCAACGUCGACCCUGGUUGUUUAGCCGGCGAUGGAAGUUCCGGUACUGAAUUCAUGAAAGCUUUUGAAGAAGCUGCGACGCUUAGUUCCGGGAGAUUUUUGUAUGUUUUUCCAUGGAUUUACAAAAUGAAGAAACUGUUGAGAAUUGGUUCUGAGUUAAAGUUGCAAAAAUCAAUCGCUAUUGUUCAUAAGUUCGCCGGCGACAUUAUAAAGUCGAGAAUGGAGGAUAAGACCGAUAAAAAAGACGAGGAUUUGUUAUCCCGAUUCAUGGGCAAGCCGGAAUAUUCGCCGGAGUUUCUCCGGGACAUUGCCAUAAGUUUUAUAUUAGCAGGUCGUGAUACGACGUCGUCUGCUCUCACAUGGUUCUUUUGGAUUUUAUCUUCACAUCCCGAAGUGGAGCAAAAAAUACUCGACGAACUGACAGCCAUCCGUCUCAGCUCCGGCAAAAGUCACCAAGAUUUUUACUCCUUCGACGAGCUCCGACAGAUGCAUUAUCUGCAUGCCGCAAUCUCGGAGGGGUUAAGGUUGUACCCGCCGGUGCCGGUGGAYACAAAGGMYUGCCUGAAARAYGACGUSAUGCCRGACGGGACKUUUGUYGGGGAAGGUUGGUUCGUGACGUAUAUCACAUACGCAAUGGGGAGAAUGSARAGYRUUUGGGGGRMWGAYUGYCKUGAGUUUMGRCCGGAGMGGUGGUUGGAGGAAGAGGAGAGCGGCGGAGGAAAGGUGGUGUAUAGACCGGAAAACCCAUUUAAGUUUCCGGUGUUUCAUGGUGGACCCAGAAUUUGUUUAGGGAAAGAAAUGGCGUAUACCCAAAUGAAGCUUGUGGCAGCGACAAUCAUCGAGAAAUUUAAGGUGGAGGUGGUGGGAGCGGCGGAGGAGAAGAAUCCGCCGGAGCACGUGUUAGCGUUAACGAUCAGGAUGAAAGAUGGUCUGAAGGUGAAAGUGAGGAAAAGAUACGACUGCUGUGUUGUUGAUUAG